Molecule: messenger RNA, 462 nt
Organism: Sparassis crispa
Lineage: Eukaryota; Fungi; Basidiomycota; Agaricomycetes; Polyporales; Sparassidaceae
Exons: 1
Coding region: 1-462 (153 amino acids)
Source: RefSeq, a predicted model, not a curated record
AUGUCUCCGUCCCGUCAUUCUUGCCAUGGUGUUCUACACAUUCCUCUGUAUAUCCCUCAGUCACCUCUUCUCUCUGGCGUCUCGGCCGACACAUUCGCUUCUGGCACAUUCCUUGGCGGGUCUUCAACGCUACGCAGUCCCUCAUACCCCCCGCUGUCCAGACGGCCAAAGUACGCGUGUGCAUACGGAUACCGUUACGGCUACGACAAGCCCCUGCCGUCCACGCCAUCGCCCACGAUACCACCCAAGGACAUCAUCCGCCUGCUCGACGUGUUGGAACAGAUGGACAACGACAUCGCCGGGGAAGUUCAACGCGUCAAGGACCACAUCCGCGAAGCACGUGCCCUCGUCGGGGAGUUCAAGGCUGAGCGGCGCGCACGGAGCGAGCGGGUCCAGGAGAGGCGCGACAAGCAGAGGCAGGAGACCAAGGGUGUCGACGACGACUUCUGGCUGGGUGUCUGA